Molecule: messenger RNA, 4187 nt
Organism: Patella vulgata (common limpet)
Lineage: Eukaryota; Metazoa; Mollusca; Gastropoda; Patellidae
Product: beta-1,3-glucosyltransferase
Exons: 14
Coding region: 41-1468 (475 amino acids)
Cellular component (GO): membrane
Molecular function (GO): acetylglucosaminyltransferase activity
Source: RefSeq, a predicted model, not a curated record
GUACCAUUCAAGAAAUAUGUCGUUUUCCAGUUCGUAAAGGAUGGCGUUGUGGUUUGGAAACCUGAACACGUUGUUGUUUUUAUAUGUCUAUGUAUUAUCACAGACAGGAAAUCUGUGUUCAUCAGAAGAAAACAGGCAAAUAGAGAAAAAAGAUCUACGUCUAAGAGAUAUAGUAUUUAUUGUAUUGAGUCAAUCCAAUACUUACCACAAACAAAGAGCCAAGGAAUUUAAUCAUCAUUUUCAUAAACAACUCCGAGAUACAUCACAGGAAGAUCAUCCAGAACUUUAUUUACUACAUAAAAAAUGGCCAUCAACUGGGAGCUGGACAAUAUUUCCUAUUUUACAAAAUAUAGCAGAAAAGUUUAAAGAAAAAUCAUGGGUGAUAUUUGUAGAGGAAGAAACACGUGUCGAUUUAAGUCGACUUGUUGAUGUUCUCAAUAAAUAUGAUUAUAAAAAGGAAUAUUUUCUUGGUAAAGCUUUAUAUGAUAAAUCACCAACUAUAAUCCAUCAUUUUGCAUUUUUUGAUGAUCCGAGAAAGUUUGGAUACCCCGAUCCGGCAGCGGGCAUGUGUUUUAGUCAGGGGUUGUUGACAAGUUUAGCUGAGAGACUGGCUACAGAAGACGUUAAAAAUGAUUUUACUAUAGAUUAUAAACAUGAACUUGCUUUGUAUAUAUGGAAAGAUGGUAAAGGUGUUAAUUUAACAAAUGUUGAAGAAUUUUGUACAAUUUCUGAUUCACCCAACUGUGUAACAACUUCACCAUUCCUCUUCCCUAAAUGUGGUUCACCUGUGUCAAGAAAUGACAUCUAUGUUGCUGUUAAAACAUGUGAGAAAUUUCAUAAAGAUAGAAUACCUAUAGUAAAAGCCACAUGGGGAAAAGAGAAUAUAGAUAUAGAAUAUUUUAGUGAAACAGAGGAUAGUUUGAUACCAACGAUUGAUCUGGGAAUACCAAAUACAGAAAGAGGUCAUUGUGGAAAGACUCUAGCAAUAAUGAAAAGAUUUGUGGAAGAAGAGAAACUAUCGUCUAAACAAUGGUUGCUGAUAGCAGACGAUGAUACUAUCAUAAAUUUAAAGAGAUUACGUCGUUUGUUAUCAUGUUAUAACUGGAAGGAGGAUAUAGCAUUAGGUGAAAGAUAUGGUUAUGCUUUAAAAGAUGGAUAUGGUUACGAUUAUAUCACUGGUGGAGGAGGAAUGGUAUUUAGUAGAAGUGCAGUAAAAGAAAUAGCAAGUCAAUGUAAAUGUCCGAGUAAUGAAUCACCUGAUGAUAUGAUACUUGGUAUGUGUUUAAAAAGAAUGAAAAUACCUAUAAUUCACAGUAAAUACUUCCAUCAGGCACGUCCAGAAGAUUAUAGCUCUGACUUUCUCUCUGAUCAAAUACCUAUUUCCUUUCAUAAACAUUGGAUGGUUGAUGCAUAUAAAGUGUAUGAUUUAUUACUAGAGGGGGAUCCAGCAGAUCAUGAUGAACUCUAGAGCUCAACAUUCAUCAAUUAGGCCAUACAAAAAAAAUAUUCUGGUUGUCAGACAAUCCUUCAAAACAAUCUGAUGAAUGAGACUUUUCACAAAGUUUUACAUUUUAUCUCUACUCCUUCCAUCUUGUAUCCCCAUAAAGUAUAAUUUCAGUCAUUUCCUUCCAUCUCUUAUCCCCAUAAAGUAUAAUUUCAGGCAUUUCCUUCCAUCUUCUAUCCCCAUCAAGUAUAAUUUUAGUCAUUUUCUUCCAUCUCCCAUCCCCAUAAAGUAUAAUUUCAGUCAUUUCCUUCCAUCUCCUAUCCCCAUAAAGUAUAAUUUCAGUCAUUUCCAUUGCAUUACUACAAAGGGGGGGUGGGGGUGUAAGGGGCAAAUGUUUUAACAUGUGUGCUUUAGAUCAUGAUGUCUGUCAUUGAGUGGCAUGGUUUCAAUUCCCGGCUUGUACGUCUGUCCAACCAGAUGUGUUUUCUCCAUGUCUUCCUCCCACUGCUAAAGACCCCUACACGUAAGCGAAUUAUUAAAAUAGAAUUAGAUCAUGUUUGUCCCAAAAUGACCUAAUUUGUGUCUCGUGGAUGUUAAACUCCAUUCCACUCUCAACCCCAUAAAGUAUAAUUUCAUUCAUUUUCCUCUCAAUACUACAUGUAAAAUGUACUUAAAAAAAACUAAAAAAAUUGAGCAUAAGAAUGGAAGAUUACCAUUUUGUGAUAAAAAUGCAUCAUUAACCAUUAGAGUAUUAUUUAUGAUUGUCAUAAUAUUUAUCAGGGUUACUUCCCUUUACCUACAAGAAUUAUGAACAUGGGAUAAUAAAUGAGAAUGUUUUAAGUUACAUGGCAGUAUUUGAAAACCAGGGCAUUUUUUUAUAUGGUGUUUAUUAUGUGCAAUUUUACAGGCGGUAUGCACCGCUCAUACUUUAGCUAACUUUGUAUUUUAUUGAAAUAUUAAAAGUCAAAUUUCGGUAUGACAGUGAGGACUAUUCCAUCCUUUAUUCAUGUCUACUCUCUUGGUCUGAAUCAGCUUUUGAUCAACAACUACACAGAUCUAUUGGCUUUUCCAGCCACAGGCACUGAUACUCUUUCAAGGGAGUGUUGCCAUAUACCCCCACUGUAUCGCAUGACAAAUAUGUUAAUUAUAAAAUAUUAAUAUCUUUAUUUAGAAUUAAGAAAUUAUCUUAGCUAGAGUUAGAACGGUGCAUAUAGGAAUAAGAAUCUUUUAUCUUUGAAAAACUUUUAAUUUCUGAAGAGGUAAAAAUAUGUCUUAUUUGUUAUGGUAUGCUUGCAGAAUCAAAAAGUUUUUAUUGUGGGAAUUUUUAUUAAUACUGAUUUUGUUUUUAUACUGUUUUUGUUUUUAUUUAUAACUGGGGAUUUUGCUUAAUACUGAUUUUGUUUUAUUAAAUCAGUUCACAGUUUGGGAUUAUGAUCAUGGUUGUCCUUAUUUAUUUUCAAGUAAGUGUUCAGGAAUCAAAAAGUGUGGACAACAUGAGUGGCAAAGUUUGUUUAAUAAUAUUUGCAGUAGGAUAAGUUUUUACGAAUCAAAAAUAUUUAGAAAACAUAUAUUUGUUUUUAUACACCCACACAUAGUUUGGGGCAGUUUGGGCGUAUAUAGUUGUUACCCCGUUGGUCCGUCCAUAAACAAUAGAGGGUUUAGUCUUUAACAUCUUUUUCAAAUUCAGCUCCUUUCCCGAAAACUUUGUGAACAUGAUACAGGCUAUAGUUUUUAAUUUAGUGUGAAGCAUUCGGAUCAUGAGAGGAUGAACCCUAUCCAUAUUCAGCGUUUCUCAACCUUCUGUUGUGGUGCCCAAUUCCCAAAAAAUUGUGAAUGCAAUACAGGCUUUAGUUCUUAAUGGACUUUUUUCAAAUUUGGUGGGAAGUAUUGGAUUAUAAGAGGAUGAACUCUAUAGAUAUUCUGUUUCAUAUUUGAUGUGAAGCAUUUUGGCAAUUGAGGACGACCCCGGUCAAUAUUCAGCAACUUUCAUUUCCAGAGUUAUCCCCCCUAUGCCAAAAUAUCAGAUUUGGUCAACAUCCAAGUUUUCCUUUGGGAUAUGCUGCUGUGGUGGAGGUAUUUCCACACUUUGUGGUGGCUAUCUUUUAUUUAUGUGAAAGACAGUACAGCUAGGGAUUAUAGUCAUGGAAUGUACAGUACAGCUGUCUUAUGUUUUCCUUUACAAUAGCUACACAUCUUGUGCAUUAAUGAAUGGAAUUCGAGUCAGUUGUCUUGUUAAAUGGACUAAAUUGGGGUUUUUUUUUAUCAAAUUUCCUACUGCUGUAGCUAAAAAGCAAAUGAAUUACUUAAAUCAAGAAAUUACUGGAUAUCAGUCCUGAAAUGAGCUGCUUGUGUUAAGUGGAUGUUAAACCUUAUUUCUUAUAAUUGUUAUAUUUUAUUGCCACCAAAUCAAAUGACAUGUUAUUACCUGGUAUGUGGUUCUAGAAUGAUGGUGUUUCCGUCAAGUUAUAUUAUCAUUCUACAGAUCUGAUGUUAUUUCUGAAUCUCUUUGAGGAUUAUUUUCGUAGGUUUUUUUUUAAAAUUGUAUUUUUGUAAUGAUAUAAUUUGUUUGUGGGUUUAUUAGUACUAUAUAUAUUGGUACAAUAUGAAUUGUAUAAAGUUAAAAAUUUUUGGUUUGUUAUUUAUGAACAUUGUAAAAUCUACUAAAAAAACCAACAAAGGGCAGAUAAAUAAAGAAAAUCAAGUAGAAAAGGAUAAAAUUAAUUUGUUUUUGAAUAAUUAAAGU